Messenger RNA from Sinocyclocheilus anshuiensis, 1037 nucleotides. RefSeq names its product calfacilitin-like. The record is from RefSeq and is a predicted model, not a curated record. Gene Ontology annotation, biological process: regulation of membrane lipid distribution; plasma membrane organization; phospholipid homeostasis. NCBI's taxonomy places the organism in Eukaryota, Metazoa, Chordata, Actinopteri, Cypriniformes, Cyprinidae. The annotation marks the transcript as partial. Gene Ontology annotation, cellular component: plasma membrane. The transcript is spliced from 2 exons.
UCUCCUUCAACAGGCUACUUCAUUCAGGAUGCUGGUGACAUUAUUUUUAGUGGCUACGCAAAAGCAUCUUGGGAGUUUUUACUUCACCAUGUUAUGGUGAUCUGGUGUUUCGUGUAUGCUGUGUUCACUCAUCAGUAUGUGGCAGGUGCAGUGGUGGCUUUAUUUGUGGAGGUGAACAGUGUGUUCCUACACACACGUUUAUUGCUCAAACUGGCUAAGGUGGCCCACAACUCUUUCAUCUACACCGUUAACAAACUGUUCAAUGUGGUGACCUACGUGACCUUCCGGCUUGGAGCACAGUUUUACCUCACCUGGUACCUAAUACACCACUACUCAUCGUUGGAUCAUGCCCUCUACUUCCUGAUAACCAUGAUGCUCAUGAACAUCAUGAUUCUCAUCUACUUCUACCGCCUCCUCCGAACCGACUUCUUCAGCAAGGGGCGUCCUCACAAUAGUGGUCGUAAAUUUGCUGAGGACUAAACCAACAGAGGCUGAUGUCAAAUCAGUCAUAAACCAAAGACUGCAUUCAAGUGACUGUUAACACAAAAUUUAUCCAUAGGAUGCAUGUGCUGAAUGAGCAAACCUCACCAGAGAGAGUCUGAUGUGAAUCGGAGACAUUUAAAGAGUUUUCACAUGUUAGAAUAAAACUUAAACUCAAUAAACAACUUUAUCUGAUCUGUUAGCACAGACGGGUUUUUGCACUGCAAACUGAAUUUCUUGCUCAGUAUCUUGUUUUCCGGUACAAGUGUCUAAACAUUCAUAAAUCAUGAAACAUUUACUUCAGCAAAAUGACUAGAUUUUAAAGGAUUAGUUCACCCAAAAAUGAAAAUGUGCUGACGAUUUACUCAACUUCUGGAUAUCCAAGAUGUAGAUGAGUUUGUUUCUUCAUUGGAACAGAUUUGGAGAAAUUUUGCAUUACAUUACUUGUUCACCGAUGGAUCCUCUACAGUGAAUGGGUGCCAUCAGUAUCAUAGACGUGUAUAGGGUCAGAAGGAGUUUACAGCUGAUAAAAACAUCACAAUAAUCUACAUGACUCC